Alternaria metachromatica is the source of this 288-nucleotide messenger RNA. RefSeq names its product Ubiquitin-conjugating enzyme E2 2 (gene UBC2). The record is from RefSeq and is a predicted model, not a curated record. The transcript has 2 exons. Gene Ontology annotation, cellular component: HULC complex. Gene Ontology annotation, molecular function: ubiquitin conjugating enzyme activity. The coding region runs from base 1 to 288 and encodes 95 amino acids. Lineage: Eukaryota; Fungi; Ascomycota; Dothideomycetes; Pleosporales; Pleosporaceae. Gene Ontology annotation, biological process: protein polyubiquitination; proteasome-mediated ubiquitin-dependent protein catabolic process; DNA repair.
AUGCAUUUCGAGGAGGCAUACCCAAACAAGCCGCCGGGCGUCAAGUUUAUUAGCCAGAUGUUCCAUCCCAACGUAUACGGGACCGGCGAGCUGUGUCUGGACAUUCUUCAAAACCGGUGGUCGCCCACGUACGACGUGGCAGCCAUCUUGACCAGUAUUCAGAGUCUGUUGAACGACCCGAAUACCUCGUCUCCCGCCAAUGUCGAAGCAUCGAACCUGUACAAAGAGAACCGCAAGGAGUACACCAAGCGCGUGCGCGAGACGGUGGAGAAGAGCUGGGAGGACUGA